Messenger RNA from Exophiala spinifera, 618 nucleotides. RefSeq lists its product as uncharacterized. NCBI's taxonomy places the organism in Eukaryota, Fungi, Ascomycota, Eurotiomycetes, Chaetothyriales, Herpotrichiellaceae. Gene Ontology annotation, molecular function: protein-folding chaperone binding; Hsp90 protein binding. Gene Ontology annotation, cellular component: cytosol; nucleus. The record is from RefSeq and is a predicted model, not a curated record. Gene Ontology annotation, biological process: chaperone-mediated protein complex assembly; protein folding. The coding region runs from base 1 to 618 and encodes 205 amino acids. The transcript is spliced from 3 exons.
AUGUCGUCCCAAGUCACUCCGGAAGUUCUAUGGGCCCAGCGCUCGUCUUCCAGCGACCCCGAGAAGAACUACAUCUAUCUGACUAUCGGUGUUCCUGAUGUCCCUCCCAAAUCUCUCAAGCUCGAGCUCACGCCAACUUCCCUGACUUUCACUGGUACCUCGGACACCAAGAAGACUACGUACCACCUGGAGAUGCAAUUCUACUCUGAGAUCGAUGUUGAAAAUUCCAAGACGCAUCACACUCCAGCCAACAUUCAGAUGAUCCUGAGAAAGAAGGAACUCAAGGAGGAAUACUGGCCACGUCUGCUCAAGGACCCCGCCAAGGUCCACUAUCUGCGAACGGACUUUGACAAGUGGGUCGAUGAGGACGAGCAAAACGAAGCGCCUGAGGAUGACUACAUGAACCAGUUCGGUGGUGGUCUCGGCGAAGACGGUGGCUUCGGUGGUAUUGACUUCUCCAAACUCGGCGGCGGCGGCGGGGACAUGCCCGGCAUGGAAGGCCUUGGUGCGGGCGAAGAAGGCGGCGACGAUGAAGACGAGGAUGACGAGGACAUGCCGGAUUUGGAAGAGGACGCGGAAGAGGGCGAUGCCAAAGGCAAAGGCAAGGGGGCCGCAUAA